This is a messenger RNA of Punctularia strigosozonata HHB-11173 SS5, 1509 nucleotides long. RefSeq lists its product as uncharacterized. NCBI's taxonomy places the organism in Eukaryota, Fungi, Basidiomycota, Agaricomycetes, Corticiales, Punctulariaceae. Gene Ontology annotation, biological process: peptide modification; carbohydrate metabolic process. Gene Ontology annotation, cellular component: plasma membrane. The record is from RefSeq and is a predicted model, not a curated record. The transcript has 3 exons. The coding region runs from base 1 to 1509 and encodes 502 amino acids.
AUGGCACCGGAAGAGUUGUCGUCGACUCGCUACAUCGCCCACGAUAACGAACCGCCCUCGGAUCUUGAAGCAACCCGCAAGACGAUCCUCGAGGCGCUCACCGCCGCGGUUGAGCGCGUCGAAAGGCACUACGCCGGCACCCACCAUACCACGGGCAGCGUGUACGUUGGCGUCGAAGGGAUCAUCCUAAUGAACCACCACAUCCGUCAUCUUCCCGGCGCCAAAUCCGUCGACGCCCUCGCAUCCUCGACGCUGGACAAGAACUCGCGCCGGCACCUCAACGCCGCGAUCCUCCACAGCCGCAUCGCGCCCCCGCGCACCUGCUCCCGGUCCUCCUUUCUCGAGACGAGCAUCGGCACCGCCACUCUCGUCCUCCUCUACCUUCUCGGCUCGAGCUCACCCCUGCACUACCCCAAGAACUGGGAAACGUGCGUCAAUGCCAUCAGCGGCGCCCUCCGCCUGGCGUCCCGCGAGGAAAUGAGCGAGGACGGCUGCGAGGUCCUGUACGGCCGCGCCGGGCUGCUGUACGCGCUGCUGCGGCUACGAAGCGCGCUUCCGAAGGCGACAAGGGAGCAGGUGGAGGUCGUGCGUGCGAUCGAGCCGCUCGUGGCGGAUACGAGUUUGACGACCCUCGUGGACGACAUCGUCGAGAGAGGGGCCGCCGGCGCGAAGGAGUACGCACACGAGCUGAACGGGAACGGUCCGCCUCUGAUGUGGUCAUGGCAUGGCAAGAGAUACCUCGGCGGUGCGCAUGGUGUAGCCGGCAUCCUCCAGAUAUUGCUCCAAUGCCCUUCGUCGACCAUCAAGCCGCAUCGGGAGGCCAUCGCGAAGACGUUAGAAUGGCUCAUCGGCAUACAAUGCUCCGACGGGAACUGGCCGCACAAGGCGUCGAUCCAUCCCGAGAUCGACCCAGACGAGGACAUGGUGCAGUACGCACUCCACCCCCAUCUACCCUUUCCGUCCCCUCAUCCACCCUUUCGCAGAUGGUGCCACGGCGCCCCGGCCGUCCUCAUCCUCAUCUCUACCUUCCUCCGCCGCGCACGCACCUCCAAAACCCUCGGCGCGGCGCUCUCCGCCCACCCCGACCUCGAGCCGUCCAUCCUGUCCGCCGCGCGGAAAGCCGCGGAGCUCGUGUACCGCCGCGGCUUCCUCCGCAAGGGCGUCGGCCUUUGUCACGGCGUCGGCGGGAGCGUGUACGCGCUCCUCGCCGCAUCUCAGAUUCUCGACACCGACACCAUCGCUCGGGAUGCGGACGAACAGCGGGAUGGGGGAGGUGAGGAAGGCGGCGAGGGAGGAGAGACGCUGCGCAAGGCGGCGCACCUUGCGUUGCUCGCGGCGGACUGGGCGCCGUUGACGGAGGAAGGGGUGAUGAGCACGCCCGACCGGCCGUGGAGCUUGUACGAGGGCGCGGCUGGGAUGUGCUGCGCGUGGGCGGACCUACUCAGGGCGCUGGCGGGGAAGGAGGUGAUUGGUAUGCCUGGAUACGCGGAUAUACAAUAUAGUCGGUAA